Messenger RNA from Diorhabda sublineata, 1588 nucleotides. RefSeq lists its product as uncharacterized. Bases 383 to 1099 code for a protein of 238 amino acids. Lineage: Eukaryota; Metazoa; Arthropoda; Insecta; Coleoptera; Chrysomelidae. The record is from RefSeq and is a predicted model, not a curated record. The transcript is spliced from 5 exons.
AAUGGUAGUUAAUUUUUUAUCAAAAAUUCUUGGAGACCGUGUCAAGCUCCUUCACUAUUUUCAUUCGAGAUUCUCAUAAAGUACCACUACGGUACUACUUUACAACGGACCCGACGGUUGACUAACAUAAGAAUACCCCUUCUCUGCUACUUGAACGAAGUACUCUCUGGUUGGAUGGUAAGUUCAAGAACGAGACCGCGAUUUUAUGACUUGAAUUCUCGACCUCAGCAUAUCAAUCUGCUCGAUUAAAUAUAAAUGAAGAUUUUAGUAGAGCAGGUGUACUAUUAAACAUGAAGUGAAGAAAACAGUGAACGAAAUAGUGUCUUCAGUUACAAAGCAAAAAUAAACUUUUUUAAUCGAGUGUCUGAUAAACAUUUGAAAAAUGUUAGGGAAAAAUGUUGUUAAGCUAACUAUAACAACUUUCUUUUUUUCCACACUAAAUUUAGCUUUAUCAAAGUUAACGCCAGCAUGCUCGGGAAGUUCUGGAUUGAAAUAUUUAUGGGGUGACGCCAUGGUUGAUUCUCCAGAUUGCGUAGGGCCCAAUGAAAUGCCAUAUCCAACAGCUGCCAUAGAUAGAAAUUUCAAAGCGUCUAAACUGUGGUUAAGUAAUUUUAGGACAGGAAGAUCUCAAAACACAAUAGAUCCGUUCAUAACGAGAAAUGUUUUACUUAGUGCGCAUCAACAAGCAUUCAAUGAUCAACCUCAAAUGAUCUUGAGACAUUCUAGAGCUACUAACUUACCGCAAUCGAAUAUAUGUGGAUCGACGCCUCCUAGGUUAUGUAAAACGAGGUAUAAUACAACGGCACCUAUGUACGGUGUUUCCCUAACGUCUGGCCAACCAGUUACUAUUGUUCAAAAAUUUCCCGAUCUUCUUCAACAAGUAGUUUUUGAGGUUUGUGAAAGCUCGGAAUGUGACGUUGUUCGAGGAGAAUGCACUCAAACGUAUGUUCCCUACUUAUUUUUAGUCAUCCCUUUGGGACCAGUUACUCUUACAGGACAAGAUUAUGUUUUAGUCGAAAGUGGAUGCGUUUGUAGACCGAAAUAUGCUGGACAAAAUAAUGCAGAAGCUGCUAAUAUACCUACCAUUCCCAGGAUUUAACUCACAUAAAACUUUUUGGAAAUCAGAACAGCUCAUAUUUAUUGAAAUUUGGAAGUAGGGUAUUUUAUAGAUUUAAGACGCAAAUUUUGAUCAAACCACCUAUUCAAAGAUAUAAAUAUCAAUAGAAACGCUUAGUAACAGACAUGGCUUUGAUUGAAAUAUGAUAUUAUUUCAAAUCUACCAUAAUGCCUAUACAGGGUGUCCCACGACGAGUUAAAACCAUCUGUAUAUGGUAAAAUACUAAUAGUAAAAUCAUGAAAAUGUCUAAGUUUGAGUUUUCGGAUACGAUCUUUUUGACUAAAAUAUUUUCAUAGAUGUCCGACUUCCGGUUCUACCGGAAGUCUUCUGUAAUUUUGUUAUUUUACCUAGAACACCCUGUAUAGUAAUACAUUUUUGGAAUCUACGUAAAAUUUUAACAUACUUUUGUCUACAAACUUUUUACGAAAAAUGCAUACUUUUUGAGUUAUUAAUUUUUUUGUAAAAAAUUUG